GAGAACAUUUGCGUAUACAUAAUGCCUCGCAUAAUGCAAUCAUUCACUUAUCACAUCAUCAAGCAUCCGAAACAAAGUUUUGUAAUUUCUCUACAAUUUGUGAAACGUUUUCGCUAUAAUCAUAUUGUUUAAAAUGUUAAACAAAAAAAUGUGUGUUAUGGGACUCGGCAUUAUUAUAAUUAUACUAGCUCUAAUAACAUGUGUCCUACCGGGAACUAUUUACAGUAGAUCGAUGGAUCCAUCUGAAUCAGCGGAAGCGCCAACAACAACCGAAGCACUUCCGCCAAUACGAAUCAUAUCCCGUCGAGAAUGGCUGGCGCAACCGCCGAAAGACGAUCUUACUGAAUUGAAUGUACCAGUUGGGCAGGUCAUCAUAAUGCACACCGCAAGCAGGAACUGUCGCAACCAGACGGAGUGCGGGGAGCGCAUUCGCAUGCUUCAAAAUUAUCAGAUGAGUCACAAUGGCUUCAGUGAUAUUGGAUACAAUUUUCUGAUUGGUGGCGAUGGAAACAUAUAUGAGGGGCGUGGUUGGACGUUUGUCGGAGCCUUCCUCAUAGGUCAAAAUGCUAAAUCUCAAGGCAUUGCGUUCGUCGGUAACUACAACCGCGAUACUCCAACGGAAGAUCAAAUGGAUGCAUUAGACGGGCUGCUAGCAAAUGGCAUUAGAAAUGGUUACCUUAAUUCUAGCUUCAAGCUUUUUGGAGCCCGUCAGUGGCAAGCUACGGAAAGCCCUGGACAGCAUCUAUACGAUCUUUUGAAGAGCAAUGAACAUUGGACUGAUGUUUUAUCAAACAGUAAAUAAUCUACUAAUGAGGCACGGUAUACCGUAUGUAUGCCGUGCUAAUGAGGAAGGCAGUAGGGCAGUAUGCUUGAAGUAACGUAGACUAUCAUAGUAGACUAUUGCUAUGAAUAAAGAAAUCGCUUUGACAGUACUAUCGAACCCGAACGGACGUUU
Molecule: messenger RNA, 955 nt
Organism: Armigeres subalbatus
Lineage: Eukaryota; Metazoa; Arthropoda; Insecta; Diptera; Culicidae
Product: peptidoglycan-recognition protein SD-like
Exons: 4
Coding region: 134-802 (222 amino acids)
Biological process (GO): peptidoglycan catabolic process
Molecular function (GO): N-acetylmuramoyl-L-alanine amidase activity; zinc ion binding
Source: RefSeq, a predicted model, not a curated record